Messenger RNA from Arctia plantaginis, 264 nucleotides. NCBI's taxonomy places the organism in Eukaryota, Metazoa, Arthropoda, Insecta, Lepidoptera, Erebidae. The record is from the annotation of a GenBank genome assembly.
AUGACGAGUCCGAGCUUUCGUUCGCGGGGAGAGAGAGCUAUAGCACCGUACGGCGUCGCGCCUAAUCUCCGACUGAGAGCUUUCGGGCGGAUCGACGAUCGAGAGGGCGGCCGUGGAAAAUGCUGUCCGAACAAUUCCGAAGUUAACCGAACGCACCCGAGCGGCUACGAACGAACACGACCUGUCGCGUCACCUGCUACACGACCAACUGUUGCGCGACCGUUGAUUUUUUGCCAACCCCCCGAUGACUAUCAGGAAAAUUAG